GGAAGUGCGCCCGGAGUCGGCGUCGCGGGCCGAGGGGGAUUGUGAGGAUUAGAAAUGGCGUGAACAGGGCCUAAUAUGGAGCUGCUACGUAGUGUUGGAGAAAAAAUUACUCAUAUGCUCGUUGAAGACGGGCCCCUGUGAGAGCCUCCGUGAAGCCUUGGUCUUCCCCAGCGACAGCUCCGCCCCAGAAACACUUCACCUAAAAAAGGAUUUGCCAAGCCAGAGGAUGCCUGUCGAGCUGGGGCAGGCCCUUGUCCUGCCACCACGGCUGGCGAAGGCCGAGGAUGCCCCAUUCUCCGGACCAGAUGCUGCCCCUCGAGGGGAGCUCUCUAACCCCGAGGCCGCACGCCAGCUUUUCAGGCAGUUUCGUUACCAGGUGAUGUCUGGGCCCCACGAGACGCUGAGACAACUGCGGAAGCUCUGUUUCCAGUGGCUGCGGCCAGAGGUUCACACGAAGGAGCAGAUCCUAGAGAUCCUCAUGUUGGAGCAGUUCCUGACCAUCCUGCCUGGGGAGAUCCAGAUGUGGGUGCGGAAACAGUGCCCUGGCAGCGGGGAGGAGGCCGUGACCCUUGUGGAGAGCUUGAAGGGAGACCCCCAGAGACUGUGGCAGUGGAUCAGCAUCCAGGUUCUAGGACAGGAAAUCUUGUCAGAGAAGAUGGAAUCUGCAAGUUGCCAUGUGGGGGAAGUAGAACGCCAUAUUGAAGUGGGGCCUCAGGAGCUGGGACUUCAGGACUCACCCUGCAGGCCGCUGGAGCCUCCGAGCCAUCCAGUGAAAGAGGAGUCUGACAUGGAGCAAGAAUUAGUGAUGGCUGCUACCCCGCCUCCUGGCCCACCAGAGGAAAGGCUCAUCAGAGACCAGGACUUCGGAGCCUCCUUUUUCCAAGCAGCACCUCUGGAGGAGUGGAGGCACCUGGAUUCCACUCAGAAGGAGCAGUACUGGGAUCUCAUGCUGGAGACCUAUGGGAAAAUGGUCUCAGGAGGUAUUUCCAGUUCCAAGUCUGAUCUGACUAAUUCAACAGAAUAUGGGGAAGAGCUGGUGGGACUGCACCUUCCUGUCGGCGAGAAGAUCCCAAGACCCACCUGCAUAGGAGACAGGCAGGAGAAUGACAAAGAGAACGUGAAUUUGGAAAAUUGUAGAGGCCAGGAAGCUUCUGAUGUCUCCUGUCAAGCGUCAGGUGAGGCACCUUCUCAGGCUUCCUUGGGUGGCCUCGUCAGUGAGCAUGAACCGAGAUGCUUUGGAGAAGGGGACAGUCUCCCCGAGGCUCUGGAAAACCUUCAGGGUGAGGGGCCAGCAAGCCAGCUUUCGCCCCACGGAAGGAAUUCUGGGAAACCGCACUUGGCUAAUCCCCAUCCGGAAGAACUGUCCCUGCUGUGGCUGGAGGAGAAGAGAGAGGCCUCUCCAAAAGGGCAGCCGAGAGCCCCCAUGGCCCAGAAACUCCCCACCUGCAGGGAGUGUGGGAAAACCUUUUAUAGGAAUUCUCAGCUGGUUUUCCACCAAAGAACUCACACCGGAGAGACGUACUUUCAGUGCUCCACCUGCAAAAAAGCCUUUCUACGGAGUUCAGACUUUGUGAAGCAUCAGAGGAUCCACACGGGAGAGAAGCCUUGUAAAUGUGAUUACUGUGGGAAAGGCUUUAGUGACUUCUCAGGAUUGCGUCACCAUGAGAAGAUCCACACGGGAGAGAAACCCUAUAAAUGUCCCAUCUGUGAGAAGAGUUUUAUUCAGAGAUCCAACUUUAAUCGACAUCAGAGAGUUCACACAGGAGAGAAACCUUACAAGUGUUCCCGCUGCGGGAAGAGUUUCAGCUGGAGCUCGAGCCUUGAUAAACAUCAAAGAUCCCAUUUAGGAAAGAAGCCCUUUCAGUAGUCAGGCUCUCUUAGCCCAGUUCUGGCUCUGGUCCUUUUAAAAAUAUUUCGUUCCAUCUGGAGAAACUGCAGCUCUUAAAGACCAGCCCUGUUCUCUCUUUUUUUUAUCAUCAUGGAUGAGAGAGGAGAGUUACCUGAACACGGCUUUGGACUGGGAGGACAUGGUGGCUUCUGGGUUGGAUUUUGCCUUGGUUUAUUUUCUUGCUUCUGUGUCAGGAGAAGGAAUAGUCUUCGUCUUUCAGCUCAUUUCUUGUUU
Messenger RNA from Odobenus rosmarus divergens (Pacific walrus), 2122 nucleotides. RefSeq names its product zinc finger protein 18 (gene ZNF18). Lineage: Eukaryota; Metazoa; Chordata; Mammalia; Carnivora; Odobenidae. The record is from RefSeq and is a predicted model, not a curated record. Gene Ontology annotation, biological process: regulation of transcription by RNA polymerase II. The coding region runs from base 227 to 1867 and encodes 546 amino acids. Gene Ontology annotation, molecular function: DNA-binding transcription factor activity, RNA polymerase II-specific; RNA polymerase II cis-regulatory region sequence-specific DNA binding. The transcript is spliced from 8 exons.